Molecule: messenger RNA, 5598 nt
Organism: Myodes glareolus (Bank vole)
Lineage: Eukaryota; Metazoa; Chordata; Mammalia; Rodentia; Cricetidae
Gene: Rxfp1
Product: relaxin family peptide receptor 1
Biological process (GO): adenylate cyclase-activating G protein-coupled receptor signaling pathway; activation of adenylate cyclase activity; hormone-mediated signaling pathway
Cellular component (GO): plasma membrane
Molecular function (GO): protein binding; G protein-coupled peptide receptor activity
Source: RefSeq, a predicted model, not a curated record
GGACAACGAGAGCGAGAGAGAGAGAGAGAACUGCCUUCUAGCUGCUAAGACAGCGGACAGAAAUAGCACAGCCACCGUGAGCCGUGUGCGACUCAUUGUAUCCAAGACCACAUUUUAUCUACGUUCAUUAAUCAGUUGCACAGAAAGAAGGAAAUGACAUCUGGUCCAUUCUUCUUCUGCGUCUUCAUUAUUGGGAACUACUUCACUCCUGGGAGGGCACAGGAUGUCAGCUGUCCCCUUGGUUCCUUCCCCUGUGGGAACAUCACCAAGUGCUUGCCCCAGCUGCUUCACUGCAACGGUGUGGACGACUGUGGGAACCGAGCAGACGAGGAUAACUGCGGCGACAACAAUGGCUGGUCUCUACAAUUCGACAAGUACUUUUCCGAUAUCUACAAACUGACUCCACGACCCCCUUCUGAAUGCUUGGUUGGCUCUGUGCCCAAGCACUGUGUGUGCCGAGAUCUAGAGAUUGACUGUGAAGGAGCCAAUUUACGAGCUGUCCCGUCAGUUUCUGCCAAUGUGACUGUAAUGUCCCUGCAGCGGAACUUCAUAAGAACGCUCCCUCCCAACGGCUUCAGGAAGUACCGUGAGCUUCAAAAGCUGUGCCUGCAAAACAAUAAGAUUCGCUUCGUGUCCAUCUCGGCUUUCAGAGGACUGCGCAGCCUCACCAAACUGUAUCUCAGCCAUAACAGAAUAACCUUCCUGAAGCCAGGAGUGUUCGAAGAACUGCACAGGCUGGAGUGGCUGAUAAUCGAAGACAAUCACCUCAACCGAAUCUCCCCACUCACAUUUUAUGGGCUGAAUUCUCUCAUUCUCUUAGUGCUGAUGGAUAACGUCCUCACCCGUUUGCCUGACAAACCCCUCUGCCAGCACAUGCCCCGGCUACACUGGCUGGACUUUGAAGGCAACCAUAUCCAUAAUCUAAGAAAUUUGACUUUUAUCUCCUGUAAUAAUUUAACUGUUUUGGUAAUGAGGAAAAACAAAAUUAAUCACUUAAAUGAACAUGCAUUUACACACCUCCAGAAACUAGAUGAAUUGGAUUUGGGAUGCAAUCGGAUUGAAAACCUUCCAGCGAACAUCUUUAAGGGUCUGAAGGAGCUGACACAAUUGAAUAUUUCCUAUAAUCCAAUCCAGAAAAUUCAAGUAAAUCAAUUUGAUUAUCUUGCCAAACUCAAGUCUCUCAGCCUAGAGGGAAUUGAGAUCACAAAUAUCCAGCAGAGGAUGUUUAGGCCUCUCGUGAAUCUCUCUCACAUCUAUUUUAAGAGAUUCCAGUACUGUGGCUAUGCACCGCACGUGCGCAGCUGUAAGCCCAACACGGAUGGAAUUUCGUCUCUGGAGAACCUCUUGGCAAACAUCAUUCAGAGAGUCUUUGUCUGGGUUGUGUCUGCAGUUACCUGCUUUGGAAACAUUUUUGUCAUUUGUAUGCGGCCCUACAUCAGGUCUGAGAACAAGCUGCAUGCCAUGUCCAUCAUUUCUCUCUGCUGUGCUGACUGCCUAAUGGGAGUAUAUUUAUUCGUGAUCGGAGCCUUUGACCUCAAGUUUCGGGGCGAAUAUAACCAACACGCCCAGCCGUGGAUGGAGAGCGCUCAUUGUCAGCUUAUGGGGUCUUUGGCCAUUCUGUCCACGGAAGUAUCCGUCCUGCUUUUAACAUUCCUAACAUUGGAAAAGUACAUCUGCAUCGUGUAUCCUUUUCGGUGUCUCAGGCCUCGGAAAUGCAGAACAAUCACGGUGCUGACGUUCAUUUGGAUUGUUGGGUUUAUAGUGGCUUUUGCUCCACUCAGCAAUAAGGAAUUUUUCAGAAACUACUAUGGCACGAACGGAGUGUGCUUUCCACUUCACUCAGAGGACUCGGGAAGCACUGGAGCCCAGAUCUAUUCCGUGGUGAUUUUUCUUGGUAUCAACCUGGUGGCUUUCGUCAUCAUCGUGUUCUCCUACGGCAGCAUGUUUUACAGUGUCCACCAGAGCGCCAUCACGGCGACCGAGAUCCAGAAGCAGGUGAAGCGGGAGGUGAUCCUGGCCAAGCGCUUUUUCUUCAUCGUCUUUACGGACGCGCUGUGCUGGAUUCCCAUCUUCAUCCUGAAAUUUCUUUCACUGCUUCAGGUGGAAAUCCCAGACACUAUCACCUCUUGGGUAGUGAUUUUUAUUCUGCCCAUCAACAGCGCUUUGAACCCAAUCAUCUACACGUUGACCACCAGACCUUUCAAGGAAAUGAUCCAUCAGCUCUGGUACAAUUACAGACAAAGAAGGUCUAUGGAUAGAAAGGAGACUCCAAAGGCAUUUGCUCCCUCAUUCAUCUGGGUGGAGAUGUGGCCCGUGCAAGAGAUGCCCACUGAAUUCCUGAAGCCAGCGGUUUUCACAGACCCCUGCGAUCUGUCACUAGUUUCUCAGUCAUCUAGACUCAAUUCUUAUUCAUAGCUGGUUCGGGGAACCAUUUCUUCUCAGAGAAUACUGUGAAGUGCAUCUGGAGGGACUUGCUGAUAUGAAGUAAAUGCCACAAAAUGUAUAACUUAUGGUUAAGACAAGUUCACAUACAGUGACGCAAGGCAGGGAAAGGUAGCUGGUGUUCAUACAAAGAGAAGCAUCUCACUGAUACCAUGUGCACGGAUACUCGUACAUAUUUGCAUAGGAGACAAAGGUGACUCUUUUUCUAGCAUGCGUUUAUGCACACUGCAUGGAGGUAAAGUGCUGGACACACACAAUAUAAAGCCUCUUUAAUCUACAUAUUGUGUUUAACUGCUAACGACACAAAUUCUACCCACAGCUCCUAGAUUUCUCUGCUGUGCAUAUCAGCAAGCGUGAAGCCCAUAGACAUUUUAAAACUGGUACUCAAAGAUAACAGCAUCGGAUAAAAUGUGUGGAGCCACGGAGGCGCUCAGGGGACAAAAGUGAUUACUUUACACACGUGCUGACCUGAGCUCAGUAUCUGGAUCCCAUGUAAAGCUGGAAAGAGAGAAUAGACUCUGAAAACUUGGCCUCUAACCUCCACCUGUGCGACAUAGCAAGUGUGUGCACACAUGCACAUCACACUCACACACAAAUUAUUAAAUACGGUUAUAUGCAAAGCAGAAACAUUCUAUCUAAAGAAUCUUCUGUAUUGUUCUCUGAGUCUCCAUGCUUGAGAGUCAACACAACAUAUUUAUUCAAAGGAAGCUUUGCUGCCAGGUGUGGUGAACAAACCCAUGAUCCUCACAGUAGAGAGGAAGAAGCAGGAGCACAAGUUCAAGGCCAACCUCAGCAACCUAGAAAGACCCUGCCUCUGGCGUGCAAAAGUAGAGCCUGGGAUAGGGCUCAAUCGCUAACGCGCUUACUGCACACACACGGGGACCUGAGUUUGAAUUCCUGGCACCCAGAUUAAAAAAAAAAAAGCCAGGUGUGGUAGAGCAUACUAUAAUCCCAGUGCUGGGGAGGCAGGAUCCCCAAGGCUUGUUGAUCAGCUAUCGGGAAGACACCUAAUGUCAGCCUGACUUCCAUACAGGUGUGUUCACCCAUACACACGUAUGUACAGACACAACAGACAUACGCAGAGAUGAAGGAGCCAGGCAAGCUUUGUUAUCAAUUCAGAACCAGUAGUUUAUCUCUCCCAGUUUUCUUUUGGCUUUUCUUUGAGUGAGCACCAUCAUGAGGAAACAGGACAGUGGGUGGAAAUAUUGUAGAGGGGUAAGCCAGAAAAGGGAGAAUGAGGGUGUUUAAAUCAAUGAGCUCCAAUUCUGAGUCCAGGAAUAAGCCUUCAUGUUUCAACCAACUGAUUGUUUAAAAGGGUGACGAGUAUAAACAAAAUAAAUUAAAUCAGGAAGAUAUAUAUAUAAGCAACUCACACCCACAGCCAGCCAACAACACUCUAAAAAAAGCUCCUCCCUCAACUGUUCCUCAGACAGGAAGUGAAGGCACAGCAGCAAACUCACUCCAUGAGCCCAGCACAGCCCUGCCCCAAACCAGAGAAAAGCACAACAAAUAAAAACUACCAGGCAAGCACAGAUGCAAAGACUCUCAGUAAACACCCACAAGUCAAAGCCAAGAACAGAUUGGGGAAAAUCACACACCAUCACCAAGUUUGUUUGAUCCAGGAAUGCAAGUUUGUUGGGCCAAUACACACAAAUCAAUAAAUCUAAUAUAACACACAAGCAGAAAAGGGCAGAUCUCACAUGAUUAUUUCAAGAGACGCAUAAAAAAAAGGUCUUUGACAAGAUUCCACAUCCUUCAUGAUAAAAACCUUAUAGAAACUAAGAAUAGAGGAACAAAUGCCAGCAUAAUAAAGCUUAUAGAAAACAAAGCUUUAGCUGAUCAAAUUAAGUGGGAAAUGAAUGAAAGAAUUUCCUCUACAGCAGGGAAUGAGAUAAGAGUGCCUAUUGGGGGCCACACAAGUGUCACGGGUAGCAGAAAAAUCGCCUGCCUGAGAUGAAGAGGGAAAGUCGAGGCAGCACCGAUUUUUCAGGCACUGGCACAAAACUUCCAGAGUCUACCUUGUGGUGUAUUUUUCUUACACAUUUAGGCACAGUAAAACUUUGGAAAGAGGUUCCCAUGUGACAGUUAUCACAACAAAGCUUGAGGCACAGGUUCAUAGAGACUCCCUAGCAAAGUAGGAAAGCACAUGUGAUCUUUGCAAUGUGUUCUGUUGACUGGUAAACAAUGCUCAGGACUGGGGUCUGAGGAGGAAGGAUUUGUCAUAAGCAUAAGGACGGAUUCUAUUGAAGGAGGAUACAAAGAACAUAGUUCCUCUGUCAUAAGGAUGGGUUCUAGUCACUGAGACACAAAGCUCAGGAUUAAACCUAAACAAUGCCCAGGAUUUAGAGAGAUUCCGGUAGACUGACUCCAUAGAAUAGCAGAAAUAUCACCAGGUAGUCAAGACAACAUCCACUCCAGCCGCCCAGGUGAUCAAGUGUAGAAGGUUCUUCAGCCAUGGUCUUCCUUUGAAGAAAACAGGCCCAUGUGCUUAACAGUUCUGGUUCCUCCCAUGCCUUCUUUAAACUGUGCUUUCUACAAGCGCCCAGUUGCAUAAUUCUUACUCGAAACACUGUUCAAAGUCUUCGCUUGAGAAAGACUAAAAAGAAACACAAUGAACAGAAAUAUGAGAGGGAAAAGUUAAUAUAUCCUUAUUGUAGACAACCCAAAGCUACACUUAAAAGACCCUAAAAAGAUUCUACUAGAAAGCUCCUAGAUUUCAACAAAUCAGUUUAUGGGUGUACCCUCUGUGUUAACAGAUCCCUGAGAUGCUUGUGUACCCACAUUUAUUAUUAAUUCUGUUCAUCAAAAAAAAAAAAGAAGGAAAGGAAAAAAAGGAAAGAGCCUCGAUAUUCGUUGAAAGAAAAAGAGAAUUUACAUAUUUACAAAAACUUCAGUAUCCUUCCUCUAUAUCAAUAAGAAACUUCAUUUGAAUUGAAGCAAGAUCAUCAUGGGUACAUAGAAAUACUUCUGGUUUUGGAUUCAUUUUGCAUUCUAUCUCUUAGUGUGGAAAUCUCCAGUUACAUCCAAUUUUCUGAAAAUGUCAUUUCUUUCUUAAUGACUGAAUAAAGUUCCAUUAUGUAUAUGUUAAAUGAAAUAAGCCAGACUCAAAUGGUAAAUAGUAUGUUUCCUCUCACAUGAGUGUGCACGCGUGUGUGU